This is a messenger RNA of Eufriesea mexicana, 1518 nucleotides long. RefSeq names its product Choline acetyltransferase (gene ChAT). Lineage: Eukaryota; Metazoa; Arthropoda; Insecta; Hymenoptera; Apidae. Gene Ontology annotation, cellular component: cytoplasm; neuron projection. The transcript is spliced from 8 exons. Bases 19 to 1518 code for a protein of 499 amino acids. The record is from RefSeq and is a predicted model, not a curated record. Gene Ontology annotation, biological process: neuromuscular synaptic transmission; acetylcholine biosynthetic process. Gene Ontology annotation, molecular function: choline O-acetyltransferase activity.
GAUUGGUGGUUAAAUGACAUGUACCUGUCUGUGCCUCUGGCUUUACCAAUUAAUAGCAAUCCUGGGCUUGCAGCGAAGUCCAGGACAUUUAGCACCCAAAAAGAAGCUGCUGUGUUCCUCGCCAGAUUUCUCACAGAGCUGCUUAACUAUCAAGAAGUAUUAGAUAGUUCCAGUUUGGAAGUCGAGCAAGUGAAAUCCAAGGAUGGAAAAACUAUGCAACCACUGUGCAUGGCCCAGCAUUAUCAAAUGUAUCGAAUAUACCGGCGUCCAGGGAUAAAAGGUGACGAACAAGUCAUUCUUGAUAGAACCACGUCUGGAAAUCAUAUCAUCUUUGCUCAUCACAAUCAAUUUUAUAGCGUGCCCGUUAGGGCUCCCGAUCGAGGUCGUAUAACCGAAGAUGAAUUAGUCCAACAAAUUUUAAAAAUUAUGGGAACUAAGGCAGACCCUAGAACUCCACCAGUUGGUAUUCUGACAACCAUGAAAAGACCAGCUUGGGCAAAGGCAAGAGAUGAAUUACUCAAACACGAGCAAAACCGACACAAUCUGGAGCUUCUGGAGAGGUGUCUCUGCGUGGUGUGCAUCGACGACGACAUACUACCUGCGACGUUCAACAAUUCCCUAAAGAAAGAGGAUCGGUGGAUCGGCGAUCGAGAUUACGCCAAUGUACUCCAUCAUGUUCUCCAUGGUGGUGGUUCCAGACAUUUGGGUGCGAACCGUUGGUUCGAUAAAACUUUCCACGCUAUUCUUGGCAAGGAUGGAAUGUGGGGCAUGAACUACGAGCAUUCGGCUGGCGAAGGUCCAGCGAUUUUUAUCACGUUCGAGGAAUUAACAGAAAAAGUUGAUGCCAUGUCUCCACCUGAAGAGAACACGGUACCAUCGCAUUUACCUGCACCAGAAAAGCUUGAGUGGUACCUAUCCGAACAAACUCUCAACGACAUUAGGGAUGCAAUGAUAUCCUUCGACACAUUGGUAGAGGACUUGGACAUUUGUAUAUUGUGGUUCCAAGAAUAUUCAAAGGAUUUCAUAAAAUCACACAGAAUCAGUCCAGAUGUUUAUAUACAACUAGCAUUACAGUUCACCCAUUUUAGGCUUCAUGGAAACUUGGUAGCAACUUACGAGAGCGCAGGUAUUCGAAGAUUUGCACUAGGAAGAGUGGAUUGCAUAAGGGCAGCUAGUCCUGAGGCCCUAGCCUGGGCGAUGGCCAUGUGUCAAGGGGAUCCUGAAAAUCAAUCCGCGAAUCAGCAGAAUAGCAACCUAGAAGAAGGCACCAAAAGAGUUCAGUUCACCAUUUACAGUGAGGAAAGAAUCAAGGAGCUGUUCGACUUAGCGGUACAAAGGCAGACUAAGGAAAUGAAUGACAACAUAAACGGUCAUGGAAUUGACAACCACUUAAUGGGACUCCGUUACGCUGCACAGGAAGCUGGAGAACCGGUCCCGGAUAUCUUCACGGAUCAGGCUUAUAAGAUCGUCAAUCAUUUCGCCCUCUCCACAUCACAAGUGAGUAAUAAUAAUAAAUAA